This is a messenger RNA of Lycium barbarum (goji berry), 1226 nucleotides long. Its product is annotated as syntaxin-71-like. Gene Ontology annotation, cellular component: SNARE complex; endomembrane system; membrane. Gene Ontology annotation, molecular function: SNAP receptor activity; SNARE binding. The transcript has 8 exons. The record is from RefSeq and is a predicted model, not a curated record. Gene Ontology annotation, biological process: vesicle fusion; intracellular protein transport. Lineage: Eukaryota; Viridiplantae; Streptophyta; Magnoliopsida; Solanales; Solanaceae. The coding region runs from base 131 to 934 and encodes 267 amino acids.
CCCAAUCCAAACGGGCUCUAUGUCUUGCCCUGUUUGAAAAACAAAACUCCAACUAAUGUCAAAAUUGUUCAUUUUCUCCUUUUGCUGCAUUCUUUGAUCUGCCCAUUAGAGAGACACUCACACAUACAAAAUGAGUGUAAUCGACAUUCUAACUCGUGUGGAUUCAAUUUGCAAGAAAUACGACAGGUACGAUAUUGAUAAGCACAACAAAGAUUCCAAUCUUCUUUCCGGUGACGAUGCUUUUGCUCGCCUUUACGCCACCAUCGAUGCCGACAUUGAAACUACUCUUCAGAAAGCAGAUACUGCUUUUAACGAGAAAAAUAGAGCAUCUGCUGUUGCGAUCAAUGCCGAGAUUCGAAGAACAAAGGCUAGAUUAAUUCAGGAAGUUCCUAAAUUGCAAAAAUUGGCUCUAAAAAAGCUUAAAGGGCUUUCAAGUGAAAAAUUUGCUGCACGUAAUGAUUUGGUACUUGCACUGCCCAAUAGGAUAAAUGCAAUUCCAGAUGGUGCAGCAGCUGCACCCAAACAAUCGGGAGGAUGGGGAGGUUCAGGUUCUCGUGCAGAAAUUAAAUUUGAUUCAGAUGGACGAUUCAACGAUGAGUACUUUCAACAAACUGAAGAAUCAAGUCAAUUCCGACAAGAAUAUGAAAUGCGCAAAAUAAGACAGGACCAAGGUUUGGAGGUCAUAUCAGAAGGUCUGGAUACUUUGAAAAACAUGGCCAGCGAUAUGAAUGAGGAGUUGGAUAAGCAAGUCCCGCUGAUGGAUGAGAUUGACACUAAGAUCGACCAGGCUGCAUCUGACCUUAAGAAUACGAAUGUUAGGCUUAAGGACACGGUUAACCAGCUGAGAUCUAGUCGAAACUUCUGCAUUGACAUCAUUUUGCUGUGCAUAAUUCUUGGAAUUGCAGCCUAUUUGUAUAAUGUAUUGAAGAAGUAAAUUCUUAUCGGCAUGCAUUCCGACUUUCCUAUUAGAAGGUACUUGGUUGGCUCUGGUUGUAUAUUUCGUUUGUGUGCUUGUGUAUACACCAACUGCUUCGUUCUUUUGGAGUUCUGUUGAUGAGGCAUCAGGCAUGUGUCUGGAUACUAUCUGUUGCUUUGUUGAGAAUGACCUUAUCUUUCUGUCUACUAAACUUUGUAUAGCCAUCCUACCCCCAAAAGGACAAGUUUUAUAUUUCACAAACAAAGAUGGUGAUUGUCCCUCUCUACUAUAAUGUACUUUUCAGAUUUAA